UCUAUGCUAUGAAAAGCUUCAAAUAAAAGAAGUAGGCGAGCGUUUUGGACAAAAUUAUAACGCUUUAAUCAUUUUGCUCAACUUAACUCUAUGUAUUUGUAACUGGUUACAGCCAAUCCUCAAGACCGAAUUUAUUCAAGGGUUGAAUAUUGCACCUGAAAGAUGGCAGUAAACGUAUAUUCAACUAACGUGACUUCGGAGAAUCUGUCUCGACAUGACAUGUUGGCGUGGGUGAACGACUGCCUGCAGUCCAGCUUCGCCAAGAUCGAGGAGCUGUGUACAGGCGCCGCGUACUGCCAGUUUAUGGACAUGCUGUUCCCCGGCAGCGUGCCCAUGAAGCGCAUUAAAUUUAAAACAAAUCUAGAACAUGAGUACAUACAAAACUUCAAAAUUUUACAAGCUGGCUUUAAAAAAAUGCAAGUGGACAAGGUAAUCCCCGUGGACAAGCUGAUCAAAGGGAGGUUUCAAGACAACUUUGAGUUCUUGCAGUGGUUUAAAAAGUUUUUCGAUGCAAACUAUGACGGACGCGAGUAUGAGGCAUACGAGGCGCGGGGCGGCUUUAUGAUCGGGUCGGGCGCGUGCGAGGCGGGCGUGCCCCUGUGCGCCGGCGCGCUCGCGCCUGCGCCCGCGCCCGUACAGCGCGUGCGCCGCGCUGCGCCGCCCUCCGGCAUCGGCAAGGCCAACACCGUGGUGCGGUCGCCCCCUGUGAACCUCUCCAGAUUAAAUCAAAGUGCUAAAGGCGACUCUAAAGCUCUGGAUGAACUGAACCUUCAGGUAAACGAACUAAAAGCCACAGUAGAUGGCCUUGAGAAGGAAAGAGAUUUCUACUUCGGGAAACUCAGGGACAUAGAGGUGAUCUGUCAAGAAAUGGAAGAACAGCAAACUGGCCCAAUUGUUCAAAAAAUCCUCGACAUAUUAUAUGCGACUGAGGAUGGAUUCGCGCCUCCCGAGGAGAUAGACGGGGACAACCCGCACCCCCCCGAAGAGGACGAGUAUUGAGCAGGGCUCGACAUGUAACAUCUAUGCGUAACAUAGUGCUCUUUCAUAUUAACUCGGAAUUAUAUUGCUUAACCAACACCCGUAUCGAGUGCUUAGUAUUUCACAGCCGAUGAGUCGUGACCGGUGUACAUUACAACCUCGGUUCGUCUACGGACCGCAGCAUAAACCCUUUCACUGCGUGUGACGCGAUACCUGCACUGGCAGGGUAUCUGGGGUGAAAGAAAACAUCAUUUUCUGUUAGUGCCAAGACGAGCCAAGCGAAGCAGGCACACCUACCUUUUCUCUAAGCGCUGCGUCGUUUUUUUUUUUUGAACCCUCAUAACUUAGGUUUGGAAUGCCCUAAUUUCUACUUUAUGUAGUAAUUACGGCAAUUCGUCACUAUUUGCUAUAAUACAACUUGACUUAAGAAUCAAGUGUGAAAGUAAAUGAUAUUUUUAUGAGUUAAUUUUAAUUUUUGCGUUGCACUAUUAAGGAUUUGCCACACUGGAUGCGUUCUGCGGUCAGGUCAAACCCGCAUUAUGUAUGAACAACAUUGACAGCAACCUUUUAAGUUGAAGUUUGACCUGACUGCUGCCCGCAGAACGCAUCCAGUGUGGCAAAUCCUUUACUGUUUUAGUUGUGUAAUGUGGUCAGAGACACAAACUAUCUAAAACUGGCACCACUAUAAUGAUUUUCAAAAUAAACAAACUUUUGAAUAGGGAAGGUGCAUUCAUUUUCUUAACACGCACAUGACUUCGAGAACUAAAUAAACUUACAGCUGUUUAUGUGGCUGUGUCAUACCUAAGUGCAUUACUUUAAACACCGAGCAUUGUUUCUUGACUGAUUUCUGUCUAUAGCUGUGUAAGUUGUUUCGAUGGUAUAAAUCUUCUUGUAUUGUUUACUCUGUGUCGACGAGGUGUUAUCUGUGUAGUGUGGUGCAGAAUGUGAGCUUCUUAAUGUCCUUGUAUUUAUUACUUUGGGCCGCCGGUG
Cydia strobilella is the source of this 1968-nucleotide messenger RNA. It is a transcript of the gene Eb1, whose product is annotated as microtubule-associated protein RP/EB family member 1. Gene Ontology annotation, biological process: protein localization to microtubule; spindle assembly; regulation of microtubule polymerization or depolymerization. The coding region runs from base 163 to 999 and encodes 278 amino acids. NCBI's taxonomy places the organism in Eukaryota, Metazoa, Arthropoda, Insecta, Lepidoptera, Tortricidae. Gene Ontology annotation, molecular function: microtubule plus-end binding. The record is from RefSeq and is a predicted model, not a curated record. The transcript is spliced from 6 exons. Gene Ontology annotation, cellular component: spindle midzone; cytoplasmic microtubule; microtubule plus-end.